Messenger RNA from Cololabis saira (Pacific saury), 1390 nucleotides. RefSeq names its product paired box protein Pax-6-like. Gene Ontology annotation, biological process: anatomical structure development; regulation of transcription by RNA polymerase II. Gene Ontology annotation, molecular function: RNA polymerase II cis-regulatory region sequence-specific DNA binding; DNA-binding transcription factor activity, RNA polymerase II-specific. Lineage: Eukaryota; Metazoa; Chordata; Actinopteri; Beloniformes; Belonidae. Bases 92 to 1390 code for a protein of 432 amino acids. The record is from RefSeq and is a predicted model, not a curated record. The transcript has 11 exons.
CACUCAAGUAGAAACUGAUUGGAGGAAAGAUCAGAGGAACGGAGGAGAGGAGCUGGAGGAGAGUGAAGACGCCAAAGUUUCCUUCAGCAGGAUGCCUCAGAAAGAUUACCGGAGUCAGAGCAGCUGGGAGAGCGGCGUGGCCUCCAUCAUGCACAACAGUCACAGCGGCGUGAACCAGCUGGGGGGCGUGUUCGUGAACGGCAGACCUUUACCAGACUCAACCAGGCAGAAGAUCGUGGAGCUGGCCCACAGUGGAGCCCGGCCGUGUGACAUAUCCAGGAUCCUGCAGGUGUCCAACGGCUGCGUCAGCAAGAUACUGGGCCGCUACUACGAGACCGGCUCAAUCCGUCCUCGGGCCAUAGGAGGCAGCAAACCCCGGGUGGCCACCCCUGAGGUAGUGGGGAAGAUCGCUCAGUACAAGAGGGAGUGUCCGUCCAUCUUCGCCUGGGAGAUCAGAGACCGCCUGCUGGCUGAGGGCGUCUGCUCCAACGACAACAUCCCCAGCGUUUCGUCGAUAAACCGGGUCCUCAGGAACUUGACCAGUGACAAGCAGCAGGGGGGCACCAUGGGGGCUGAAGGCAUGUUUGACAAACUGAAGAUGAUCAACAUACAGUCCAGCUGGGGAGGAAGGCCGGGCUGGUACACCGGGACGACCCUCUCUGCCUCUGAGUGUCCUCAGGCGGACGGAGGCGAGAACUCCAUCUCGGUGAGCUCCAACGGUGACGACUCAGAGGAAACCCAGAUGAGGCUGCAGCUGAAGAGGAAGCUGCAGAGGAACAGAACCUCCUUCACGCAGGACCAGAUAGAAGCUCUGGAAAAAGAAUUUGAAAGGACCCACUACCCAGACGUGUUUGCCCGUGAACGGCUCGCCAACAAAAUCGACCUUCCUGAGGCCAGAAUACAGGUUUGGUUCUCCAACAGACGAGCGAAAUGGAGAAGAGAGGAGAAGCUGAGGAACCAACGGCGGCACGUGUCCACCUCCUCCAGCCACAUUCCCAUCAGCAGCAGCUUCAGCACCAGUGCUUACCAGCCUCUACCCCCACCGGCAACACCAGUGUCUUUUUCUUCAGGGUCCAUGCUCGGCCGGUCCGAUCCAGUUCUGUCCAGCAGCUACAGCCUACCAGCUGUUCCCACUUUCAGCAUGGCAGCCAGCCUGCCAAUGCAGGCCUCCAACCAGACCUCCUACUCCUGCAUGCUACCUGCCAGCCCUACAGUCAACAGCAGGACUUAUGAGACGUAUACUACACACAUGCAGCCACACAUCAGCAGCCAGCCAAUGACGUCCUCUGCAGCAUCGUCAACAGGUCUGAUUUCUCCGGGGGUCUCAGUUCCCGUCCAGGUUCCAGGAACUGAAGCAGACAUGUCACAGUACUGGCCCCGACUCCAGUGA